This is a messenger RNA of Sitophilus oryzae (rice weevil), 843 nucleotides long. RefSeq lists its product as uncharacterized. The record is from RefSeq and is a predicted model, not a curated record. Lineage: Eukaryota; Metazoa; Arthropoda; Insecta; Coleoptera; Curculionidae. The coding region runs from base 1 to 843 and encodes 280 amino acids. The transcript has 2 exons.
AUGGGCGUCCCUAUAGGAGAUGACUGUUUGGUUACAUUGAAUUUUGCCGAUGAUCAGGUGGUCAUAGCUCAAGAUGCUUCCGACCUUGAAUUCAUGAUGAGCAGAUUAAAUUCGGCAUACACGGAAUGGGGCCUUACUGUGAACAUUGAUAAAACGGAAUAUCUAGUGACCAAUUCAGAUGAUAAAUUUGACAUUAUUAUUACUGACAAUGUAAAGCUCAGACAGGUUGAAUGGUUUAAAUAUUUGGGGGCACGUAUAACCAAAAAGGGACUGGACAAAACAGAAGUAUCGGCUAGAAUAGAACAAGGGCGGAAGAUUAUAGGAGCACUGAAUGGCAUCUGGUGGGACAAAAACAUAAGACCAAACACAAAAGUACAUAUUGGAAGAGCCCUAGUGGAGUCGGUAGUAACUUAUGGGUGUGAAGUUUGGACCUUAAACGCUGAACAAAAGCGAGCUUUGAAUGCACUCGAAAUGGACUAUUUGAGACGCAGUGCGGGAGUACCUAAACUGGACAGAGUUAGGAACGUGGAAAUCAGAGCCAAAAUGGAUGCCACAGAGACAAUAGUGGAUAGAGUCGAACAGAGGGGCCUUAAGUGGUUUGGACACUUGCUACGCAUGGAACACCAAAGAUGGCCCUACCGUAUCUACAGCUGGUCACCUCCUGGAAAAAGGAAAAGAGGACGGCCUAGAAGAUCUUGGAAUGAGGCCAUCAGAAGGGCAAUGGAGGACCGUAACUUGGAAGAGGAAGAUGUUCUUGAUCCCUUUUUAGAGCUGGGGCCCUUAAUUCUCCUGGAGCCAGGGCCCAUCAGAUCCCUACGUAAAGACGGCACUGCUGAUGAGUAA